Messenger RNA from Coccomyxa subellipsoidea C-169, 825 nucleotides. RefSeq lists its product as hypothetical. Lineage: Eukaryota; Viridiplantae; Chlorophyta; Trebouxiophyceae; Coccomyxaceae. Bases 1 to 825 code for a protein of 274 amino acids. The transcript has 3 exons. The record is from RefSeq and is a predicted model, not a curated record.
AUGUUCACAGGAGGGCAGCUGGAGCCGGGAUGGCAGAGCAGUCGGUGCCACUACGUCACUGGCGGCACGGCGCAUCUUUGGUACCAGUGCUGCGCUCCACAGGGCUUCAGGGCGGUCAAAGGGCCAACCAUAUGCAGGUACAAAUCUCACGCAAGCGUUGCACGCGCCCUGGGGCUGCAGCCCUGCCGCCUGCACGUCAAGGAGCUCAUGCAAGGAGAUCUGGGAGCGGCUCGAGGUCAGGUACAACCAGGCCGUGCGCGCCUGCCUCACGGCGUGCAGUCAGACUCAGGCGAAGAGUCUGAUGACACUGACGAGCGCCCGGUCGACUGCCUGCCAGAGGAUCAAGCUCCCGACUACCCCGGCAAGCGCCCUUUCACAAAUGCACCCAAGCGCGUGAGGAGCCUGCGCCAGAUCGCCAGGGAGCUGCCCCGCAAGAAGCUGCGCACAGUCGAGGAGGAGGGAACAGCCGCAGACCAGGCCCCAGCCCCGGCCGCACCUGCUGCAUCUGUGGAGCCUUCAUCAAUAGAUGGGGGGGACCAGGAUGGUGAUAUGGAAGAGCAGCCUGUCGACGGGGGGGAUGAGGGAGCAGAGAACGUGCCGAUGGUCCUGGCAGACAUAGCAGCUGCUGGGGAGAAGGUGUCAAACAACAAGGGCGCAGCAGCAGCAGCAUCCGGGGCAAGGGAGGCAGCAGCAGGCGGCGAGGGGCUGAGCAGCGAGGUAAUCGAUUACAUAAGGGAACUGCAGGCGAACAACCAGCACCUGAGGGACGAAAACGCGCAGAAUCUACGCAAAAUUGAUGCAGUCAAGCAGGUUCUUGAAGCUUGA